Messenger RNA from Thermochaetoides thermophila DSM 1495, 1614 nucleotides. RefSeq lists its product as uncharacterized. The coding region runs from base 1 to 1614 and encodes 537 amino acids. The record is from RefSeq and is a predicted model, not a curated record. NCBI's taxonomy places the organism in Eukaryota, Fungi, Ascomycota, Sordariomycetes, Sordariales, Chaetomiaceae. The transcript has a single exon.
AUGUCUUGGGCCGGUAUUGAGAUCCAACAACUGCGGCCUGUUGAGACCGUCGGGGCAGGAGAACGCGACGGCCAAGACCAGGACGAUCGUGAAGCAUCGGGCACAGGAUCAGUUUAUUCUGCAGAGGAGGAGAUCGCUGAAGAUGCAGACGGCGUUGGGGUUAACGCAGUUGGCGAUAUGUCUGGCGAUCAGCAUCAGAAUGCCGGACAUGGUUAUGACAACCAAGGAAGGAUGAACGUUGGUGAUCAUCAAAGCACCAUGGCAGGUGGGAACGAGAAUUCUGGCGGCGUUCAGACAGACCAUCAAGGACGUGGAAACGGCGGCUCUUCACAGCAGCAGCAGCAGCAGCAGCAUCAGCAGCAAGCUCAAGUCCAAGAGCUUGACUUCCCACGACCCGUCAAACGCCGCCGUAUCGGCGAACCUCCCGAGGACCUCCCUCAGAUCGAGGCCACACCCGAACGUAUCUUCAAACCCAACCUGCCAGAACCUGACGACCAUGAGGUGACUGAGUGCUGGUUCGAACACUGCAACGCCCGCUCAGGCAACACCCGCGGCCACAACUACAUGCAAAAACAUUUCACUGACAAGCAUGCGCUCAUCCGUGCUGAUCAGGGACGUACCGAGAUCGGUGGCCGCUUCAAAUCGCCCAAGUACCUUGCUCUCUGCCCAACUGAUUGGCCCUUCAACUAUGUUUUGGGUCCCUCCUGCAAGUGGUGCACCACCAUCCAGGGUAUUCGGGCCAUCAUAGGCGAUCCGACUCAUGAAGGCCCAGCAAUUUGCACAUUCUGCUGGACAUUUCUUCCCACGAGGGCCGAUUUAAUACGACACGUCGACCAUGGGCCCUGCAAGAGCAACGAGAUGUACGAGCGCAAGCUAGCCAUGAUACGCGACUUGUACCUAGCCGCCAUCCGCAUGCCCGACGCUCCCGCAAUCGCCAGAGCAGCCGAGGGUGCUCGCGCCGAACGCGCAGCCGCCGAGCGCGUCGCGAGGUCAGAAGAAUGGCAGAUCGAGCGCGCAAUGCAGCAACGCGCCAUGGAGCACAUGCGUCUUUGGAAACAGCGCCAGCUCCAGCAGCAACAGCAACAACAGCAGCAGCAGCAGGAACAACUCGGCCAGGACGAUGUUGCCACCACAGCAGAGCAAGCUGCGCCUACCCCGCCGGCCCCUAUCCAUACGUCUUAUCAGGCAUCACAGCAGGCACCGGCGUCGGCAUUCUCCACGCAACGUUUCAUUUCUACAGAAGAUGCCGGAAGCGAAGGCACGCCGGGCCCGUCUUCGUAUGCGGCGCCAGCUGUGCCGGCGCCUACGAGGCAGUCUGCUUUAGCGGGGACAGCCGUCUCGUAUGCCCAGCCGGCUGCGGCGCCGGCUCUUGCUGGGCCUGGUGUCGCUGCGGGGGGGGAUGGGACGGGCAAUGGUUGGGCGACGGCUGCGAUUGAUGCGAUGGCGAGGUCGAUUGAUCGGUUGUCGAGUGUGGUGGCGGAGUUGACGGCUACGAAUACGCAGCUGACUAGGGAACUGAAGGAAAGGGAUGAGAGAAUUGCUGCUUUGGAGGGGAUGUUGGCGCAGGCAGGAGCUGGGUUAGGAGGGGGUGUUGGAAGGGGGAGGAGGGGUUAG